GACUUCUUCCGUGUUUACCUGCAGCUCAAAGGGAGUUUUAUAAAUGGGCGUUAGUUUUUGAAUUGAACAGGUCCCAAACAAAGGUGUAAUUUGUGUCUUUGUUUGGUUUGCAGGUAACGGUAGAAAGAAAAGAGAAAGGGAAAAGGAAAGGGAAAUGAGCCGAAAAAGUUUAACCGAAUAAAACGAACUUGAAAGUUUAGUUUUCGUCAAAGUUAGCUGAAGUCGCUCAAAAUGGGAUGUUGUACCAGCACCGAGAGCAAACGUGACUGGAAACCGCUGGAGGAGCGCAGUUGCACGGACAUCCCAUGGCUCAUCAUAUUCACUGUGUUUUGUAUUGGGAUGCUGUGUAUUUGUGGCUAUCCCAUCGCCACAGGAGCUGCGUCCAGGCUUAUCUCAGGAUAUGACAGUUAUGGCAACACAUGUGGCAAGAAUAACACCAAGAUCGAGGGGGUACCCCUCAGCGGCCGGGACAUGACGGAAAACAAGUAUGUGUUCUUUCUGGACCCUUGCAACGUUGACUUAGUUAACAGGAAGAUCAAGUCUAUUGCCCUGUGUGUCUCCAAAUGUCCUGCUGCUGAACUCACGUCUUACAGUGAUUUAAAGCAGUUUGCUCUGAACAAUGGAUCUCACCUCUGCUCCUAUGAUAUUACUCCUACAAGAUACACGGGCCAUGGAGACAGAUUUACUAAAUGUCCCAAACUCCCUGUUGUACCAAGUAAGCCUAUCCCAGUGCUCCACCGCUGUAUUCCUGUGGAUGUUGGCUGCUAUGCUGAAUUCGCCCAGGCAUUCAUCACAUUCGUCAGUGACAACACUGUGCUGCGGCGGAUCGUCGCUGGAGUCAUGGCCAGCAAGGAGAUCAUCAUGGGCCUCUGUGUGCUGGCUUUAGUCCUGUCCCUGAUCCUGAUGGUUGUCAUUCGUUAUAUCACCAAGGUUCUGGUUUGGAUUCUAACAGUUCUAGUAGUCAUCGGCUCCAUAGGUGGGACAGCCGUCCUCUGGUGGCUCUAUGUUGACCACAGGAAAGCCCUUGACAGUAACACCUUAUCAGUAUUUGGGAAAGAAGUGGCCUCAGACAAUGUUAAGGCUCUGCUUAUAUAUGCAAUUGUUGCUACGAUUUUCACGGUGGUUCUCCUGCUGGUGAUGUUCUUCAUGAGGAAGCGUGUGGCUCUCACCAUCUCCCUGUUUCACGUGGCUGGUAAAGUGUUCAUCCACCUUCCCCUGCUGGCCCUGCAACCUUUUUGGACCUUCCUCUGCCUCAUGCUCUUCUGGGUCUACUGGAUUGCUGUGCUUCUCGCUCUCGGGACUUCAGGGAUGCCAGUAAAAAACAACUCUACAGGUGUAGUUGAAUAUCAGAUGCAGGGGCCUCUUCAGUACUUGGUGUGGUAUCAUGCUGUGGGUCUCAUCUGGAUCAGUGAGUUUAUUCUCGCGUUCCAGCAGAUGACCAUCGCUGGAGCUGUGGUCACCUACUAUUUUACCAGGAAUAAAUCCCAGUUGCCAGCAACCCCCAUCCUCUCCUCAAUGUUACGUGCCAUCCGCUACCAUCUGGGUACUCUGGCCAAAGGCUCCUUCAUCAUCACGCUUGUUAAGAUCCCUCGUCUCAUCCUAACAUAUCUCCACAGCCAGCUCAAAGGAAAGGAAAACGCCUGCGCUCGCUGCAUGCUGAAAGCUUGUGUCUGCUGUUUGUGGUGUCUUGAGAAGUGCCUUGCAUACUUAAAUCAAAAUGCUUACACUGCGACAGCCAUCAACAGCACCAGUUUCUGCACCUCUGCCCGUGAGGCUUUCGUUAUUCUGGUGGAGAAUGCCCUCCGAGUGGCCGCAAUCAACACUGUGGGCGACUUUGUUCUCUUCUUGGGAAAGAUUCUCGUAGUCUCCUGUACAGCUUUCGCCGGCGUCCUGGCUCUGAACUACCAGCGGGACUACACCGUGUGGGUCCUACCUCUCCUCAUCGUCUGUCUGUUUGCCUUCCUGGUGGCUCACUGCUUCCUCUCUGUCUUUGAGAAUGUGGUGGACGUUCUCUUCCUCUGCUUUGCUGUGGACACAAAGUACAAUGAUGGCAGCCCUGGACGCGAGUUCUACAUGGACAAGGCCUUAAUGGAAUAUGUUGAGAACAGUAAAAAACAGGGUUUGUACAAGUCUGGUGAUGGAGAUGGACGAGAGAUGAAGCCCAUGGCACGUGGAGGGACUUCAGCUUAACAUCAGAAAGUCGGCCAAAACCACUAAAAAUACACCAAAGUUUAACUCAGAGUUUAUCAACAUUUCACUCCAGGGACAUCGGAAAGAUAACAAUGCAUUUUCUACAGAGGCUGCAAAGAGUUUCAGCUAAAGAUGCAUUGGGUUUUAUUUUUUAAUAUAUAUUUUUGAGUAAGAGGGAUUUAAAGUCUGACACUAAUACAUGUUGCUGUAAUAAGGCAAAGGCUUUUUGGGUGUGUUUUGUCAUAAAUAGAUAGGUUUGCUUUUUUUGUCUGUUUCCUAAGUAACUUUUUUCUCUUUUAUUCCUUUUAAAUAAUACGAACGUUUUGACAUGGUUUAACAUGUUUGGCUCUCUUUAUUACAGAAUUAGUGUUAGCUAUAUUUUAAAUGGUUGGGUGUACAUUUUGUAAUAGAUGGCUAACUGUUUUGUCAAAAGCUGUUCAAGUUGUUUUAUGGUUCCUCAAGUUUUAUACUUAAAUAAAUUAAAAUGCAAAGUUG
Epinephelus moara (kelp grouper) is the source of this 2685-nucleotide messenger RNA. RefSeq names its product choline transporter-like protein 1. Gene Ontology annotation, molecular function: transmembrane transporter activity. Gene Ontology annotation, cellular component: membrane. The transcript has 16 exons. The record is from RefSeq and is a predicted model, not a curated record. NCBI's taxonomy places the organism in Eukaryota, Metazoa, Chordata, Actinopteri, Perciformes, Serranidae. The coding region runs from base 232 to 2190 and encodes 652 amino acids. Gene Ontology annotation, biological process: transmembrane transport.